Magallana angulata is the source of this 1408-nucleotide messenger RNA. Its product is annotated as neuromedin-U receptor 2-like. Gene Ontology annotation, biological process: G protein-coupled receptor signaling pathway. NCBI's taxonomy places the organism in Eukaryota, Metazoa, Mollusca, Bivalvia, Ostreida, Ostreidae. The transcript has a single exon. Gene Ontology annotation, cellular component: plasma membrane. The record is from RefSeq and is a predicted model, not a curated record. Bases 254 to 1204 code for a protein of 316 amino acids. Gene Ontology annotation, molecular function: G protein-coupled receptor activity.
AGGAAUCACGUUAUGGUAAAGAGAAAAAAAAAUAAUACUUCCAUAUACUUCUAAAACAGUAUGUUUUUGCUCGUGAAAACGAUAGCGUAAUCAUUCUUUACACAGAAAAAUACAGGAUUAAAAACUGUGUUUUCCUGCUUUGAUCGAAGUGAGAUCGCUAACAGUCAUUUAUCAUGCAAUCCGAUUUUAAUGCGGAAAUUGCUUUAAUUUGAAAUAUCUAGUAAAAUUGAUUAUUACUUUCGUUGCAUUCAAAAUGGACUCUCCGGUUAACUUGACCGAGUCGGAGCGCCUUGCCCUGUGGGAUAACACGAGAUUUAAGUCCUUUUUGCCCAGUACUGUUUUCAUGAUUCUGUGCGCUGUUGUGGGGGCUAUCGGCAAUGGGAUAGUGAUUUACAUCUAUGGGACCCGACUUCAUAGGAAAUAUGCCGGUCGUUAUUUUAUCCCGUACUUGGCUGUCGCCGAUCUUUUUGCUCUUCUGGUUUCAGUUGAGCUUCAUACUGUCACAAAUUCAUUCCCUGUCACCAACACCUUAGAAAAACUUUGUAAAUGGAAUUAUGUGAUUGCCUUUUUUGCAACUGUUUUGUCAAUAGAUAUUCUUUUGAUAAUCGCUGUGCAGCGCUACCUAAAAGUUUGCAAACCGUUUAAAGGGCAGAUGACUUUGUUCUGGAGGCGAUUUGCUUUGUGUCUUACUUUUAUACUCAGCAUUCCUUUCCUUGUUCCUACCUAUAUCACAUUUGGAUUAGAAAAGGUUUACAACAAAGAACUGAACGUAACCGGAACUGCUUGUCGUAGACUGACCUCCACUACGCAGGCUCUGUCCCUGGUUCACGGCGCCACCUGUACGCUUCUUGUUGUUAUCAUUGGAAUCGCACUCAUUGUCUUGUAUAUAAAAAUUGGAAAAGCCAUCAAUCGACAAAACAAACAAAACUUAGGAGAACCCAACAUAAAGAAGACGAACACAUCUUUGAUGUUUAUGAUAAUCACAAUAAUAUUUCUUGUAUCCUACUUACCUAGGAUGAUAACGUUUCUGUUGGAGGGGAUCUGGGCCGGUCUUUGGGAGACCCUGACCGUAGAGGAGUAUGCUAUCGUCAGAAUGUUAGAGGUUUUGUACAACGUGAAUCAUUUAGCGAAUCCGUUUGUGUAUGCAUUUAUGGAUGUCAAAUUUGUUGCCGAGUUGAAAAAGGAGAUUUCUUGUGGAAAUUAGUAGUAUUUUUAGGAAGAAAAUAUCCCCAAGCGAAGGUUAAACACUAGAUGGGCUGGAUAUUUUAUGGUAGAAGUAAGGCUUCAUCACGUUAAAACGCUACAUGUUUGGAAUAAAAUUACCUUAGACACUGUUGUACAUUUUAAAAAGCCUACAUUUUUUUUUAGAUCUAUAAUGUGUAUACUUUAUUUAGUACAUAUGCUUUGU